Suillus plorans is the source of this 871-nucleotide messenger RNA. RefSeq lists its product as uncharacterized. Gene Ontology annotation, molecular function: translation elongation factor activity; guanyl-nucleotide exchange factor activity. NCBI's taxonomy places the organism in Eukaryota, Fungi, Basidiomycota, Agaricomycetes, Boletales, Suillaceae. Gene Ontology annotation, biological process: translational elongation. The transcript has 5 exons. Gene Ontology annotation, cellular component: cytosol; eukaryotic translation elongation factor 1 complex. The coding region runs from base 45 to 695 and encodes 216 amino acids. The record is from RefSeq and is a predicted model, not a curated record.
ACUUAUCAUUCCACUCAACCAUCGCUGCAGUCUUGACGAUAAAGAUGUCUUUGAACUUCGACGCCCUCGAGCAACACCUAAGUACCAGGUCCUACAUUGAAGGGUACACGCCCUCUCAGGCAGACGUUCACGUUUACACCUUGCUUACGGCACCAGAGCCAUCCAAGUACCCGCAUUCUGCCAGAUGGUACUCUCACAUCAAAUCUUACGCUGCGGAGCAUGCGACUUUACCUGGCACAAGCACCGCUGGGCAGGCUUUCCUUCAAUCGGCAUCGACUGCGGCUCCAGCUGCUGCUGCUGCUGAUGAUGAAGAAGACGAGGUUGAUCUUUUCGCUGAUGACGAUGAAGAAGACGCAGAGGCAGAGAGGCUCAAAGCAGAGCGUGUUGCCGCUUACAAUGCAAAGAAAGCCAAUAAACCCAAAGCAGCUGCGAAGUCUGUUGUAACCUUGGAGGUUAAACCUUGGGAUGAUGAAACCGACAUGCAAGCACUCGAGGACUCUGUACGUUCCAUUGAACAGGAAGGUCUUGUUUGGGGUGCCAGUACACUAGUCGCUGUCGGCUAUGGCAUCAAAAAGCUCCAAAUCACUGUGGUUGUUGAGGACGAACUCGUUUCCUUGGAUGAUCUACAGGAGAAGGUUGCUGAAUUCGAUGACUACGUCCAGAGUUCCGAUAUCGCCGCCAUGCAGAAACUGUAAUUAAACUGGGUGUGGAUGAGCGAGGUUCUGUAAGAUGUGACAAGACAAGUUAAGAAGAAGAAGCAUCAUUCUAGGAAAUGUGAAGUUUUGUGCGAUACGAUCAUUGUUAAUGUGCGUGAUGAAUGUACUAGUGCCAAUUAAACGGACCCACACAUCAGACACUCCCUGCAAGGCAA